Messenger RNA from Perognathus longimembris pacificus (Pacific pocket mouse), 990 nucleotides. It is a transcript of the gene Cd207, whose product is annotated as CD207 molecule. The transcript is spliced from 6 exons. Lineage: Eukaryota; Metazoa; Chordata; Mammalia; Rodentia; Heteromyidae. Gene Ontology annotation, molecular function: signaling receptor activity. The record is from RefSeq and is a predicted model, not a curated record. The coding region runs from base 1 to 990 and encodes 329 amino acids.
AUGAACGCUACAGAGAAGGAGGCACCGGAUGCCCACUUCACAGUGGACAAACAGAACAUCUCCCUCUGGCCCACUGAGACUCUUCCUAAGCAAGGUCCGAAUCUGGUCCUGAGAAAAGCUCUCACCGUUCGUGUGGUUUUAAUCUGCCUGUCUCUGAUCAUGGCCACUUCCAUUAUCCUCCAGGCCAUUCUCUAUCCCUGGUUCGUGGGCACACUAUCAGAUGUAAAAAAUAAUGCUCAAGUGUUGAAAAGUCGUGUGGAUAAUGUCAGCACCCUGGGUUCUGAAAUUCUGAAGAACAGCAAAGACGUGGAGGCAGCUGGCAGUCAGAUCCAGAUGGUGCACGUUAUCCUCAAUCAGCUGAAUUCUCACAUCUUGACAUUGGAGACCAGUGUGGACAAAGCCAACACACAGAUCCAGAACUUAACAAGAAGUUGGAAGGAAGUCGAUUACUUAAAUGACCAAAUUCCAGAGUUGAAAAGAGAGUUUGAUAAAGCCAGUGCUUUAACUGCAAAGGUCCGGGGACUACAAAACAGCUUGGAGAACAUCAGCAAAUUGCUCAAAGGACAAAAUGACAUCUUACAGAUGGUUUCCCAAGGUUGGAAGUACUUCAGAGAGAACUUCUAUUACUUUUCUCAUAGUUCAAAGACCUGGUACAGUGCCCAGCAGUUUUGUGUGUCCAGGAAUUCACACCUGGCCUCAGUGACCUCAGAGGGUGAGCAGGAGUUUCUGUACAAGACAGCAGAUGGACUUCCGCACUGGAUUGGCCUGACUAAAACAGGAAGCGAAGGGGAUUGGUCCUGGGUAGAUGACACUCCAUUUAAUAGUGUCCAAAGUAAGAGGUUCUGGAUUCCAGGAGAGCCCAACAAUCUGGGAAACAACGAACACUGUGGCAAUAUUAAGUUGUUCUCACUCCGGUCCUGGAAUGAUGAUUCCUGUGACAAUAAACUCCUUUUCAUCUGUAAACGACCCUAUAUCCCAUCAGAACCAUGA